AUGAAGUCGGUCGAGCGGCGUUUGACCAGGUGCGUCAGCGGCAACCAGGUGAAGGGCAUCUUCGGCCUCACCCUCGACGACUGCAUCGGGAAGAUCGCGUUCCCGGCGGUCCAGGCGGCGCCCAGCUUCCCGGGCUGCUUCCCGCACAUCUUUGGCGACCGGCGGGACGUGCGGUGCCUCAUCCCGUGCGCCAUUGACCAGGACCCCUACUUCCGGAUGACGCGCGACGUGGCGCCGCGCCUGGGCUACGCCAAGCCCGCACUGAUCGAGUCGCGAUUCUUCCCGGCGCUGCAGGGCGAGAGCGGCAAGAUGAGCGCGAGCGACCCCAACAGCGCCAUAUUCGUCAACGACACGCCCAAGCAGAUCAAGGACAAGAUUACCAAGUACGCGUUCAGCGGCGGCGGCGCGACCCUGGAGGAGCACCGUGCGCGCGGCGCCAACCUGGACGUGGACGUGCCCUGGAAGUACCUCAACUUCUUUAUGGAGGACGACGACCGCCUGGCCCACAUCGGCCGCGAGUACGGCUCGGGGCGCAUGCUCACGGGCGAGAUCAAGGGCGAGCUGACGCGGCUCCUGACAGACAUUGUGGCGCGCCACCAGGCGGCGCGCGCGCAGGGCAAGGUCGGCAACAAAUGGUCCGAGGUCGCAAAACACAUCCCCGGCCGCACCGGCCAGCAGUGCGCGCAGCGGUGGCGCCACAAGGUCAACCCCAACAUCAGACGUGACAAGUGGACCGAGGACGAGGACUCGCACCUGAUGGAUCUCGUGAAAACAUUUGGCAUCGGCAAAUGGGCCGAGAUCGCGCGGCACAUGCAGGGCCGCACCGAUCAGCAGUGCAUGGGCCGCUGGCGCCGCCACCUGGACCCGGCGAUCCGGCGGUCGACGUCGCGGCGGCGGUUCGAUUCCUCGGACAGCGACGAUGAGGAUGACCUGGACGACGCGCUGACGGAGAGCGACGUGGACGGGGGCGCCGAGGCCGACGGGGACGGCGACGCCGGCGCCUUGGAUGGCGCGGACGCCCCGCCCGCGCCGGCGUGCAGCGGCGGCAGCGGCGGCAGCGCCGUGCACGUAAAGCCGGAGCCGUGCGCCCUGGGCGCGCCGGAGGUCGCCACGGCAGCCGCUGGGCCGGGGCCGGCCGCGGCGUGCGGCGCGGGCCGCGAUCAGCAUAUGAUGGGCGGCGAGAGCGAUGCGGGCGACGGCCGCGGCGGCGGUGAGAGCGGAGGCGGCGGCGGCGGCGGCGACGAUCAUGGGGCCCACCCGCACGCUGCCGAAGAGGAGGCCGCCGGCAUGGUCGGGCGCGCCGCGGACAGCGUGCUCGCCAGCGCGCGGCGGCGCCUGGCGGCGCGCAAGCAGCAGCAGCAGGCCGGUUACGGCGGCCCCGCGGCGUUUGCGCCGCUCUCGCCGCCGCGGCGGCCGCCCCGCGGGCCCGCUCCGCUCCCGGCCGCGGCGGCCUGUGGCGGCAUGAGCACGCCCAAGAAGGGCGCGGGCCGCGUGCUGGACAGCCCGGGCGCGGGCAUCAUGUCGCCGAGCCUGAUGUCGCCGCCGGCCAGCGCGCAGCGCCUGAGCGCCGGCGGCGGCGGCGGCUACGAGGGCGGCGAGCCCGCGGGAUGGCAACGGUCUUCCGCCGCGGCAGCGGCGACCUCGAGCCGCCCGGCGCGGCGUCGCUGCGUCGCAGCGACUUCAUAA
Monoraphidium neglectum is the source of this 1686-nucleotide messenger RNA. RefSeq names its product tryptophanyl-tRNA synthetase. Bases 1 to 1686 code for a protein of 561 amino acids. The transcript is spliced from 9 exons. Gene Ontology annotation, cellular component: cytoplasm. Gene Ontology annotation, biological process: tryptophanyl-tRNA aminoacylation. NCBI's taxonomy places the organism in Eukaryota, Viridiplantae, Chlorophyta, Chlorophyceae, Sphaeropleales, Selenastraceae. Gene Ontology annotation, molecular function: tryptophan-tRNA ligase activity; ATP binding. The record is from RefSeq and is a predicted model, not a curated record.